Ceutorhynchus assimilis (cabbage seed weevil) is the source of this 2373-nucleotide messenger RNA. Lineage: Eukaryota; Metazoa; Arthropoda; Insecta; Coleoptera; Curculionidae. The record is from the annotation of a GenBank genome assembly.
AUGAUGCCUCAUGUUCAACGUGAUAUAUUGGCUUUGAUAAGGUUCCAGCAACAAGAGGACGUCCCAGAAAUCGUUUGUACGUUCAGCAGAACGUUUUUAAGAAACGUUCAACAAGAAAACCUCACUUUUGAAAAAGACGUUGAGGACCAAAGUUUAGAAAAGCUCCUCAGCGACACCGAAGAAGAAGGCUCAGAAGAUUACACUAGAAAGAAUUCUGUUGUAGACAUAGCUAAACUAGAACACAGCAAUAAAAACCACCAUUGGUUAAGUACCGAGUCUUACAAUCAAAAAUCUUUAAGCAAUAAUAGUCCAUAUAGAUAUGAAACUGAUCAUGAAAAUUUGAGCUGCUACAACAGUGCCUCUCACACAGAUAACAUUUCCACUGAUGAACACGACAGUCUAAGAGACAUCCAAGAAUCCGCAAACCACCUAAAAGAUCUUCAUAUAUCAGACAGCGGCACCGAUUUAACUGAAAUAGCAUAUGAAAACGAUUCCGAAUCAGAAUGGCACAAAUUUUGGGCCCAAAAUGGCGAAAAACUAAUUUGGCAAUCGUGGAUUGCAACAUACAGUGCUUACAUAAAUCCCACCUAUUUGAAUACUAAUAAUAGAAAAGCACCAGAGUCUAUUGGUGCUGAAAAAGACAAUCUUACACAUUUUAAUUUUGACGAAAAAUCAAUAAAAAACCCAAUAUUAACUCGAUAUUUAUCAAUUAGUGACGAAAAAGUAUGCAACGACAUUUCAGAAGGCUGGAACCCGCUUUCACCCUUAAGCUUAGAAGGUGAAAAUGAUGUCGAAAGGCUUUUAAGCUCACGCUGCGGCUCUCACACAAGCAGCAAAUCAUUGAGGACCGUUGAUUCUAUGACAAACGUAACUGAUGUAACUCGUAUGACUGUAAGCUCAUUGGACAUAGGCAGCAGUCCGAGUAGCGACAGCAUUUCUUCAGUCAGCUCAGUGACUAGUUCGGAAAACUCUGAAUCAGUCCAACAAGAAGACUAUCAAGAUUUGUGGAACGAUCUUUGGAAGAAACAUUACGAACAAGAAUAUAUUAAUCAGUAUAAUAAGUUUUGUAUUGAGAAUCGAGUCGAGAUGAGCAGUUUGGAAGCUGUCAAAUAUGGCAUUGUGCCGGUUACUAGUUCGGAGACUCUUGUCGAGGAUGAUUGUAAGUUGAACGAAGGAAAUUUGAUGGUUGAAACUGAAGUUGAUUCAGAAAGUGAUCGUGAGCAAGAAAUUCAGGAGAUGGAUGAAACAAAUGUAUGUGAACACGAAGACAAAGAUGAAGACUAUUUUUAUGCCAAAAAUGCUGACGCAGACCUUAUGGCAACUAUGGGACUUCCCACAUCAUUUGGAGGCAGCAAAAAUGACCAAAAAUUGAAUAAAACUAAUGCAGCCGAAAAAAAGCAUCAAAAUGAAAGUUUCGAUGCCAGAAAACAACAAAUAAAAGCAGCUCUGGAUCUAAUCGGAGUAAAAUAUCUUGAAACGGAUUCAAAAAUGCUAACCGGUAAAGUCGAAUACAAAAUGAGGCACAUCAGACACCAAAACAGGCGAUUGAACUUUGGCAGUUCCAAGCACAUUCAUUUCGACGAUGAUGGAAAUGCUGUAGAAGCGGCUGGUAGUUUGGUAGAAGAAGUUGUAAACGAAUACAUUGAAAAAGGUAAAGAUUCAGAUGUUGAAGCUUUGAAUGUUUGUGAAGAGAAAUCCAAAAGGAAACGGAAACGCAAAAAGAAAAUUGCUUAUCCGCCUGAAAUGAUGGCGAAUAAGAAAAUUAAAAAGUUUUGGUCUCGAAGAUUUUCGCUUUUUAGCAAAUUUGAUGAAGGGAUUAAACUAGAUGAAGAAAGUUGGUAUUCAGUUACCCCAGAAAUAAUAGCAAAACAUGCAGCCCAAAGGUGUAGUUGUGACUUGAUUGUUGAUGCAUUUUGUGGAGCUGGAGGAAACGCUAUACAAUUCGCUCAGACGUGUAAUAAAGUUAUUGCAAUUGAUAUUGAUCCGAAGAAAAUCCAAUUAGCCAAAAACAAUGCAGAAGUUUAUGGGGUAACUGACAAAAUCGAGUUUAUUAUUGGUGAUUUCUUUAAUUUGGCGCAAUCCUUGAAAGCCGAUGCAGUAUUUUUGAGUCCACCUUGGGGCGGAGUGGAUUAUAGCAAUCAAAAAGUCUACGACUUGGAAAGUAUGCUUCAGCCAGUAGGAUUUUCCACUCUAUUUGCUACCGCUGGAAAAAUUUCGAAAAAUGUCGCAGCUUUCCUACCAAAAAAUUGCAAUACGAAUACUCUCAUCGAAAUGGCUGGACCUGGAGGACUCGUUGAAAUCGAACAGGACUUUUUGAACAGUAAACAAAUAUCCAUUACAGCUUAUUAUAAUGACUUAAUAAAGGCUCAAUAA